Molecule: messenger RNA, 2616 nt
Organism: Mytilus californianus (California mussel)
Lineage: Eukaryota; Metazoa; Mollusca; Bivalvia; Mytilida; Mytilidae
Product: protein mono-ADP-ribosyltransferase PARP14-like
Exons: 11
Coding region: 79-2091 (670 amino acids)
Biological process (GO): negative regulation of gene expression
Cellular component (GO): cytoplasm; nucleus
Molecular function (GO): transcription corepressor activity; NAD+ poly-ADP-ribosyltransferase activity
Source: RefSeq, a predicted model, not a curated record
UCUAACAACAAAUAAAAACUAAUAUUUGACAGUAGUCUUAUCAAUAAAAGGAUUGAUGGAGCAUCAUAACAUAAUAAAAUGAGUGGAAGAAGAAAUGGGUACUUACAGAUUGGCCGAACGGCUGUUAGUAUUGUGAAAGGGAACAUCACUACUCAAGAAAUUGAUGUGAUAGUCAAUACCACGAAUGCUGAGUUAAAACUUGACAAAGCAGGGCCAUCAUCCAAGGCAAUCCUGUCAGCUGCUGGAAACAGUAUUCAAAGUGAAUGUGACGUUAAAUAUCCGUUUAAUAUUAACCCUGGUGAUGUUGCAAUUACUGGACCUGGCUAUUUAGAAGCUUUAAAGAUAUUCCAUAUAUAUCUUCCACGUUACAAUGAUUCUGAAGAUGAAAAGUAUAUUCAUACAGCACUUAAUGUGUGUCUCAAAAAAGCUGAUAGUUUGGGACAUCAGUCAAUUGCGUUUCCUGCCCUUGGAACUGGCAAGUUGAACUACAAUCCAAAUGUCGUAGCUGAUGCAUUGUUCGAAGCAGUUGAAAGGUACAACGAACAAAAUCACAAUCCAAAGUUGGAACUAGUAAUAUGUGUUGUUUACCAGGACCAAAUGUAUGAGAAUUUUGUUGCAGCAGCAAGAAGAAGAGCCAGACUAAAAGGGAAUGAGGCCAGGGGGUUAAUGGAAAGGACGUCUGGAAGCAAGACACUUGGGAAAACAACUGUUAAAGUCAUGGUAGGAGAUCUGACACAGAAACAGGCAGACGUUUUGGUACACACGUGCUCACAUAAUCUUCAGCUGAAUCAAACAACAGGACUUUCAACCGCUGUUUUAAAAGCUGCAGGACAAAAUAUACAAAAUGAAAUAGAUGAUAGUUAUGACGGUACUUUAAAAAAUGGUGAAUUUGUUGUUACCAAUGGUUAUGGCCUGAGUUGUAAAAAGGUAUACCACGGAAAGGUGUUAUGCUUCACUGCCAAUGGUGAGAAUGCGAAACCAGAUGAGGUUCUUUCAAAAUUUGUGAAAAACUGUCUAACAACUGCAAGUAGAUAUUGCACUCACAGUAUAGCUUUUCCGGCGAUUGGUACAGGGGAACUUAAAUUCCCAUCUGACAUUUCAGCGUCCAUACUAAUAGAAGCAAUACGUGAUUUCCUUCAUCACCAUCCGCAAACAACCAUUUCGGAUAUCAAAAUUGUUAUAUAUGGCGGUAACAUCACUUGGUCGAGCAUCGAAAAGGCAUACAGAAACGAACUUUCCCGAUCACAAGGCACACCAAAUCAGAUCAUUCAGGCCGUACCACAAAGAGGAUCCAAAGCAUAUUUUCGUUAUAAAUACAAGGAAGAACCAAGACCUCCAUCUAAUUGGAGCCAUUUUGAAUGUAACAAAACAAUUAAGGAAUUACUUGUAAAACACUCAAAACAACCUUUCAAACUCGUAAAACCAGAUAACGCAACUUUCCAAUCAAUCAAACAUCUAUUCCUGAAUACGAUUGGAAUAAAUUGUGCCCAAGUGGUAUCUAUUAUGAGAAAUGAAAAUCUUAAAGUGUUUGAGAAAUACAUUCAAGACUGUCAAAGACUUUUUUGUAGAGCAAUAAGUAAUGGACCAUGUAAAUCAUUAGCAAACACACCAAGAUCACGCGGUUCAGUCACUACUUUACAAUAUGUAAACAGAACUAUAGCACACCAGUUAAAUCAAGAUUUGAAUGAGGUUUAUCUUUUCCAUGGAACAAAGAAAGAGAGAGUAGAUGCCCUACUUCAAAAUGGAUUAGAUCCUAGGUUAGCAGCGUUGAACUUUCCUACACUGUGGUUGGGUUCUGGAGUAUACGCUGCCGAAGAAGCCAGUCUUUCCGCUAAAUAUACACCACCAGAUGGCCAAGGAGUGUGUACAAUGUUUGUGAUGAGGGUUUGUCUUGGAGAUGUUUUUACGACACAGAAUAAAAUGCAGCAUUUAAGAAGACCACCCUGUAAAGAGCUUUGCCAAACAACAUGUAUACAACAUAAUGAGUUCUUUGAUUCUGUUGUUGGUGAAUUUCAACAAAGGGAAUUUGUCGUAUACGAUGGUGCUAAAUGUUACCCAGAAUAUGUUAUUGAGUAUAAAGUUUUACAGUGAGACUCUACUAUGCAGUCAUGUAACAAAAACUUGAUUUGAUAUGUAUGUUACACUUUUUGUUCAGUGACAUGUGAAAUGCGGAUACAAACAUUUCGUUAAAAACACAAUACACACAUAAUGUACUCAUUCAUGUUCUUUGCUUUGCCUAUGUUUUGAAUGAUUUAUAUAACUUUAUUUGUGAUAUAUAAUUCAAUGAUAUUAAUUGUGCUUUUACCCUGAGUGAUGUUUUUCUUACGUACCGACCAUCAUACAUCUGAUUUUGUUAGUUCACUUUUUAAAUAUUGAUACGCGUAGACUCUAUAGGGGAACUAAACAUGAAACGAUUACGCAAUGAAAAUAAGUUUACCAGUAAGUUAAAGCAAAUAUAUUACCCCAAUUCGUUACAAGAUAAAAAAACUAUGGGUUUUGCGUCUUUAAAUGUCAGCUGUUUUUGUACUCGGUGGAAAAAGAGAACAUUUACCUAUUUUGAUCCGUGUAAAAAUGCAGCUGACAUUUAGAACGGUUAACACAAUUUAUCUACUAGUA